GGAGCACAACCAGCGGCCCCCCUAAAUAUAGAACAUUGGUUGGCCAAUAAUUGGAGACUGGAAAAGCAAAUGGGUCGAUUUCUGUGUAUUGGUGCGACUGAAUCAACAACCGAUGGUGUAUCGAUGGGCGAUGUUUAGACACGAUCGGAGAUGAAGCACGCCGCGUCUUGGAAACGAAGUAGUACGAAAAGAAUGGAGAUCCAGCUGAUCUGGAAGCUGUCCUCCGGAAAUUCGGUGAUUUCUGCAAAGACCAGACUAACGAGACGUAUCAGUGGUCUCACUUUUAACACGAAACCAGCACGCAAACGAAACUAUCUAGAACUAUCUUACGGAGCUGAAGAUCCUGGCUCGUUCCUGUAAUUUUUGAAAUUGUAUGGCUGACAGUCUCAUCCGAGAUAGAAUCGUGCCGAGGAUUAAUGAUGAAAACAUCACCCAGCGGCUAUUGCGGCAACGGCAGUUAUCGGUCAGUCAAUGUCUUGAAAUAUCAGCUGCACACCAUAUCCAGCAAAUGAGGUCGCCGACUGAAUCAAGGCUAUGUGCCGUAUCCAGUUUACCUGACAAAACUGCGAUGCUUGAUAUGAAGAUACAGGAAACUUACAAAUUCUGCGCCGCGCGACACCCGAAAGGAUCGCGAUCAAUGUCCGGCUUGGGACUGCAUUUGCGCCAGAUGCGGCAGACGGAAUCAUUUUGCUCGAUGUUGUCAGCCUUCGAAGGUGAAUGCACUGAAUCAUGACACAAUGUCCUCCCACUCUGAACAUUCAAUCAGCAACGUGUCGCGGACAGGAACAAAGAAGUGCGUCUACGCAAGUGUAUUGAUUGGUGACGAGAUGGUGCGGUUUCAGUUGGAC
Molecule: messenger RNA, 848 nt
Organism: Dicrocoelium dendriticum
Lineage: Eukaryota; Metazoa; Platyhelminthes; Trematoda; Plagiorchiida; Dicrocoeliidae
Source: the annotation of a GenBank genome assembly